Messenger RNA from Racocetra persica, 136 nucleotides. The record is from the annotation of a GenBank genome assembly. NCBI's taxonomy places the organism in Eukaryota, Fungi, Glomeromycota, Glomeromycetes, Diversisporales, Gigasporaceae.
AUGCCUAGUAAUACUAGUGAGAGAAAUGAGGUUGUGAUUAAGGUUGAGAUAGUUGGUGAUCCUAAAAUCGGUAAAACUAGUUUGAUGUGUAAAUUUACUGAAGGUGAUUUUGAUGUAUUUUAUGACCAAACCAAUA